This is a messenger RNA of Symbiodinium sp. CCMP2592, 534 nucleotides long. Lineage: Eukaryota; Dinophyceae; Suessiales; Symbiodiniaceae. The record is from the annotation of a GenBank genome assembly.
AUGCCAUGCCAGUGCAGAGAGAGUUGCAGAAAAACCGAAGUGGAGCCUAAGAACAAGACGGGCGUUUUCUCUCGAAUCGAAGACCGGAAGCCGGCCGGUCAAGGCUUGGCUUGCGUCAUGGCCGAAAGCUCCAAGGAAGAGCUUACACCGCAGCAGGUGCAGGCAACGUACCAGCAGAUAGAGAAGGAAUGCUCUGUCAUGAUCAACAAGAUCGCGGAGCUCGAGCAAGAGCUCAACGAGCACGCUUUGGUGAUCAAGGCUUUUGACAAAGUAGACUCCACCAGAAGAUGCUUUCGUAUGGUCGGUGGUGUUCUGGUAGAGCGCACGGUCGCAGAGGUCAGACCAGCCGUCGAGUCCAACUUGGAGAAGAUACAGCAGGCCGUGAACCAGCUCCAGGAACAGCUGAAGAAGAAAACUGAGCAAAGGACCCAAUUCAUUCAGAAGUACAACCUGAAUCAGCAGAAACAGGCCUCUCCUGCUCCGGCACCCGAAGCUGAUGCAGCCAGCAAGGGUGGGGGGAGUGUUCUCGUUUGA